Molecule: messenger RNA, 1108 nt
Organism: Kockovaella imperatae
Lineage: Eukaryota; Fungi; Basidiomycota; Tremellomycetes; Tremellales; Cuniculitremaceae
Exons: 2
Coding region: 281-1027 (248 amino acids)
Source: RefSeq, a predicted model, not a curated record
GGAUUCUGGGGGCUCUUACCACAAAAGAGGAUAGAGGCGAGUAAUGUCAGCAGGUCCAUAUACGUUUGGCCAUUUGAGGAUAGAGCAACCCGCUUGCUAGGUCCCGGGAACAGAUCGCAUCGUGUGGCCAAGGUGGACCGGGGCUGCCGGCCGCCACGCCACGCGAAUCGGUCAGCGAUUUUCUUUACGGCAGCCGAGAUACUCGACAACCCAACCGAUUGCCCUCGUAGCGUUGCUGUCCCAAAUUGCGCCUUGGGCAUCCUAGUCCAGAUUGAACAACAUGACGUCUCCUUUCAACCCAUUCAUCAACCCAUCGACGGGUCUGACACCUGUUCCUGCUGGUUCCUCUCCGUUCCCCCUUCCCAGCUUUCCAUCCCCCUUCCCCGUCUUUGGAUCUCAACCACUUGGUCAAUCACCUCUGGCUCAAAGUGGAGGACUAGGAGCUGGGACCGCAGCUGGAGCUGGACCAAGUACCAAUGCGGGACUUGGUCUCGGUCAGACUCCGUUUUUGGGGUCGACGCCUAAUGCUGUUCAGACCAACGGUCAAUCGCCCUUUCCAGUAUUCAAUAUUCAGCCUGCCGCGGAAAGCACUUCUCCAUUCACCUUUAUGGCCAACGCGGCCGGGGCUGGAACACCAUCUGGUGGCAUAUUGGCGACUGGUACACCUGGAACUGGACCUGGUGGAGGCUUAAAUGUCGCUAGUGGCUCCAGACUCCCUAGUCUGGCUUGGAACAAUGCAGCGUCUAGGAGGAUGGCACCUCCUGCUAGCUCCACCGGUGCAGGGUCGACGCGAGCAGGUGUAGAAGAUAUGAUGCGAGGAUUGGGAGAAGCGGAGAAAAUGAUGGAAAGGGCCAUCGUCGUCGCUACGGAAAUACAACGUCUAGAAGGUUCGACCUUUGAGGAUAAUCAAGGAAAGGAAAAAAGUGAAGGAAUGGAAUUGGGUCCAAGUGGUCUGCCAAAGCUAGAAGAGCUCGUCUUUGAAUGUGAAUUUUGCGCAUACUCCAGCCUUUCAUGCGACCAGGACUGACCUCGAGCAGAUACUCAACUCUUGACCGCCCUCUUGACCCUAUCCAACUCGACACUGAUCGGAGGUCUCCCUGUUCCACUA